AUGUCAGAAUAUACACAUAUUCCAUCAUCCGACGAUGAUAUAUUCAGUCAAAAAGAUGAUCAAACAGAGAGUGGUAAUCUUCUAGGUAAUGGCCACAGUCCCCAGAUAGACCAGCGUCGUAUUUGGCCAUACAUUAAAAGACAACCUUUGCUCUACGCUGUCGUUUUCGCUUUCAUCUUUCUCUUUGGUUUGAAUAUUGUUCUGGCUACAUCACUUUAUCUGAAGACUAGAGACGUUGGUGACAAAUAUGGCAAGUCACAUCUGAACUCCAAUGAGACUACUUAUUUCACAACAGAGAACGAUUGUGCUCGGCGCCUCUCUGUAUACUCUCCUGCAUAUGAUGCCAUUGAAUACCUGGAAAGCGGACUCUACGAUGCCUUCGGAGGCGAUGAAUACAUAGGUCGACCAACUGAGCGUACAGAGAAGGCGUGGAAAGGGCUAUGGCAACGUCAGUGUCCUACGGAACCACUAGAUGAAGCCAUCUUAGUCGAAGACUGGGCGAUGCCGAUGCUAAACCGCACCAAGACUGAACUCAGGUUCUAUGAAUACGUCGAAACCAGUGAAGCUUCCGGCUACACUGCGUGGCUGGAAGUCUACCAUCAACUGGCAUGCUUGGACCUUAUUCGGCAAUACAGCUGGCUAGUAGCCGGCAACUUAUCAGUUGAACUUAUCCCUGAAGAACUGAAGAAAUCCCCUGAGGAAAAUCGAAUGCACGUAGAUCAAUGCAUAGAUACACUACGCAUGAGCCUGAUGUGUCACGGUGACACCACCCCUAUGAUGAUCACCCAAGAUCGAGAUGUGAAGUCUGGAUACAGGGGAGAUCCAAAUGGCCAUGCUAAAUGCCGCAAUUUCUCGAAGCUACAGGCGUGGACAGAGAGCCAUGGCGUUGAGCACUGGAAAACCAGUAGUGACUUCCACAACCAUGGUGACCGUAGCUAG
Molecule: messenger RNA, 939 nt
Organism: Talaromyces amestolkiae
Lineage: Eukaryota; Fungi; Ascomycota; Eurotiomycetes; Eurotiales; Trichocomaceae
Exons: 5
Coding region: 1-939 (312 amino acids)
Biological process (GO): mycotoxin biosynthetic process
Source: RefSeq, a predicted model, not a curated record